Nanorana parkeri is the source of this 4574-nucleotide messenger RNA. It is a transcript of the gene HECW2, whose product is annotated as HECT, C2 and WW domain containing E3 ubiquitin protein ligase 2. The record is from RefSeq and is a predicted model, not a curated record. NCBI's taxonomy places the organism in Eukaryota, Metazoa, Chordata, Amphibia, Anura, Dicroglossidae. Gene Ontology annotation, biological process: regulation of dendrite morphogenesis. Gene Ontology annotation, molecular function: ubiquitin-protein transferase activity; protein binding. The transcript has 30 exons. Bases 331 to 4155 code for a protein of 1274 amino acids.
CGAUCAAGAUACAGCCAAGGAUUCAGUGACUCAGGAAUAAGAUGCUUCAUGUCUCCAAACACAAGACUACCCCAUUGUCAAUGGAUGCUUUAAGCUUGACAACACAUUCUGUAUACGUAGUAAGAAGCUAAUCAGGCUCCGGGGAGCAUCCUCCUCCAUAUUAAAGCUGAUUGUGCAGCUGUCUACGUGCACAUCGUGAAAUAGAGACAGCUCAAUGACCAGAAGAGUUUUACAUCCAUCAUCUUUCUUUACACAUUGAAAUGACAGCAGUACUGGACAAAGGAUUUCAAAUGCCUUGCCUGGAUAAGAUAUUUGAGUAACCUAUAGAUCAUGGCUACUGCUACUCGAGAACAUUGUCUCUUACGACAGCGUAAUCCACAGCUACGUUAUAUGCGAAGUCCAGAGAAUCUCCAAAGUUUUGCAACUGGAAGCGCAAUGACUGAGAACUUGAACUUUCAGCGAGCCAACAGUGACACUGACUUGGUAACCUCUGACAGUCGUUCCAGCCUGACAGCCAGCAUGUGUGAAUACAUACUUGGUCAUGCUCAGGAACUUAUCAUCUUCUGGGAUAUAAAGGAAGAAGUGGACCCCACUGAUUGGAUUGGGCUUUAUCACAUUGAUGAAAGUUCUCCUGCAAAUUUUUGGGAUUCCAAAAACAGAGGUGUAACAGGAACGCAAAAGGGACAAAUUGUCUGGAGAAUUGAAUCGGGUCCAUAUUUUAUGGAACCUGAAAUAAAAAUUUGUUUCAAGUAUUAUCAUGGCAUCAGUGGAUCUUUGAGAGCUUCAACACCUUGCAUCACUGUGAAAAAUCCAUCUGCUAUAAUGGGGGCUGAUGGUGCAGAAGGUUUUUCUGCUAGUCACCAAUGUCGAAAAUUAGCCAGCUUUACUUUAUCAGAUCUCAGAGCAGUAGGGUUAAAGAAGGGAAUGUUUUUUAAUCCUGACCCUUAUCUGAAGAUGUCUAUUCGACCUGGGAAAAGAAGCACAUUCCCGACAUUUGCCCAUCAUGGCCAGGAAAGGAGAUCAACUAUUAUAGCAAACACUACAAAUCCAGUAUGGCACAGAGAGAAAUAUUGCUUUGUUGCAUUGCUAACUGAUGUUUUGGAAAUUGAAAUAAAAGAUAAAUUUGCCAAAAGUCGUCCUAUCAUCAAGCGGUUUCUUGGAAAAUUAACUAUUCCUGUCCAAAGACUCUUGGAGAGACAUGCCAUUGGGGAUCAAAUACUCAGCUAUAAUCUUGGUAGAAGACUCCCAACCGAUCAUGUCAGUGGAUAUUUACAGUUCAAAGUUGAAAUUAUGUCAUCAGUUCAUGAUGAUGCUUCUCCAGAGGCUGUGGGCACGCUGCUUGCAGAAAGUAACAUAAACGGAGACCUUGGUACACCUUCUGAUGAUGAAGAGAUGGCUGCUGGUCAAGAUGUGCAUUCCACGUGUUCCAAUGGACCAGUUUUUGCAGAAACUUUGUUAGAUGGAGUAAGAUGUGGCACUGUUGAGACAGACUGUGAAGAGGCAACUAGUGCUACUUCAAGGAUAUCACCCAUCCGUAAUCGCCAGGACUCACUUAACGAUUACCUUGAUUCCCUUGAACACAGCAACAAUGCCAAAAGCAAUGCUGCUACAUCUGUUUCCUGCGAUCGAUCACUUGGUGCAUCACCAAAGCUAAGGAGCAGUUUUCCUACUGACACAAGACUUAAUGCCAUGCUUCACAUUGAUUCAGAUGAAGAAGAUCAUGAAUUUCGUCAGGACUUGAUAUGUAAUUCCCCUCUGCUGGAUGAAGGUUCUCAGUUAGAUGGCAAUCAAGCAUUACGAUCACUUCCUUCAGUCCGGCCAGAUGUUGGCAGAUACCAGAGGAUAGAUGAAGCUUUACCUCCCAAUUGGGAGGCAAGAAUUGACAGUCAUGGCAGAAUAUUUUAUGUUGAUCAUGUAAAUCGUACAACAACGUGGCAGCGUCCUACAGCUCCUCCAGCUCCACAAAUUUUGCAGAGGUCAAAUUCUAUCCAGCAGAUGGAGCAGCUUAAUAGACGAUAUCAAAGCAUUCGAAGAACAAUGACAAAUGAUCAACCAGAUGAGGUGGCAAAUCCGGUUGAUGCAGCAGUGCCAGUUGAGGAUGUUGAUUAUCAUCAUUCAAAUGCAGACUUCCGUAGAGAGAACGCACUUCCUCAUUCUACCUCAAGGUCGAGGCUCAGUCUGCUUCUUCACUCUCCCCCGGUGAAAUUCCUCACUAGUCCUGAGUUCUUCACAGUUUUGCAUUCAAACCCUAGUGCCUAUCGCAUGUUUACAAAUAAUUCUUGUUUGAAGCAUAUGAUCACCAAAGUUCGGAGAGAUGCACACCAUUUUGAACGUUACCAACAUAAUCGGGAUCUUGUAGGUUUUUUGAAUUUAUUUGCCAAUAACCAAGUUGAGUUACCAAGAGGCUGGGAAAUGAAGCAUGAUCAUCAAAGCAAGCCCUUCUUUGUUGAUCAUAAUUCUAGAAGUACUACAUUUAUUGACCCACGUCUUCCAUUACAAAGCAGCAGACCAACUAGUGCACUAUUACAUCGGCAGCAUUUAACAAGGCAACGCAGCCACAGUGCUGGGGAGGUUGGGGAAGAUGCACGACAUUCAGGUCCCCCAGUUUUACCUAGGCCUUCUAGCACGUUUAACACAGUCACUAGAAGUCACUGUCCUGAUAUGAUGCCUGUUGGUUACAAUGAAAAAAUUGUAGCGUUCCUGCGUCAACCUAACAUCUUUGAAAUUCUCCAGGAACGCCAGCAUGAGCUCUGCCGAAACCAUUCACUCAGGGAAAAGAUACAGUUUAUUCGGGCAGAAGGACCCUCAGGACUUGUUCGCCUCUCUGGUGAUGCAGAUCUUGUAAUUCUAUUAAGUCUUUUUGAAGAAGAAAUAAUGUCAUAUGUUCCACCACAUGCCUUACUACAUCCCAGCUAUUGCCAGUCUCCACGUGGUUCUCCAGUGUCUUCUCCACAAAACUCUCCUGGAACCCAGCGUGCCAAUGCCAGAGCACCAGCACCUUAUAAGAGGGACUUUGAAGCAAAGUUACGGAAUUUCUACCGAAAAUUAGAAUCGAAAGGCUAUGGUCAAGGACCUGGGAAAUUAAAAUUAAUCAUAAGAAGAGACCAUUUACUUGAAGAUGCCUUCAACCAAAUCAUGGGAUAUUCCAGAAAAGAUCUGCAGAGGAAUAAGCUGUAUGUUACUUUUGUCGGUGAAGAAGGGUUGGAUUACAGUGGGCCAUCAAGGGAAUUUUUCUUUCUUGUCUCAAGAGAAUUAUUUAACCCAUACUAUGGGUUAUUUGAAUAUUCGGCAAAUGACACUUAUACGGUACAAAUAAGUCCAAUGUCUGCAUUCGUUGACAAUCAUCAUGAAUGGUUUAGAUUCAGUGGCCGAAUCUUGGGUCUUGCACUUAUACAUCAGUAUUUACUAGAUGCCUUCUUCACACGUCCAUUUUAUAAGGCCCUUCUACGAAUACUUUGUGAUUUGAGUGAUUUGGAAUAUCUGGACGAAGAAUUUCACCAGAGCCUGCAGUGGAUGAAGGACAAUGAUAUCCAUGACAUGCUGGACCUUACGUUUACCGUGAAUGAAGAAGUAUUUGGGCAGAUUACAGAGAGAGAGCUAAAGCCAGGGGGAGCCAACAUUCCCGUAACAGAGAAGAACAAGAAAGAAUACAUUGAAAAAAUGGUGAAAUGGAGAAUUGAAAGGGGGGUUGUACAGCAGACGGAAAGCCUGGUGCGGGGCUUUUAUGAGGUGGUGGACGCUCGUCUAGUAUCUGUGUUUGAUGCAAGGGAGCUUGAGCUUGUUAUUGCAGGAACAGCGGAGAUUGAUUUAGGAGACUGGAGAAACAAUACAGAGUACAGAGGAGGCUACCAUGACACUCACAUUGUCAUUAGAUGGUUUUGGGCCGCUGUUGAAAGAUUUAACAAUGAGCAGCGUCUCCGUUUGCUACAGUUUGUUACAGGUACUUCCAGUAUCCCAUAUGAAGGUUUUGCCUCCCUUAGAGGCAGCAAUGGGCCAAGACGUUUCUGUGUGGAGAAGUGGGGAAAAAUCACAGCUCUUCCCAGGGCCCAUACAUGUUUCAACCGACUAGAUCUUCCACCAUACCCUUCAUUUUCUAUGCUGUAUGAGAAGCUUUUAACUGCUGUUGAGGAAACAAGUACAUUUGGCCUUGAGUAAUUCCAUCUAGUUAUGACUUUCUGAAGCACUUUUAUCAAGCGGAAGGUUUGCAUAGCUGGCAUAACUACUCCAAAACUUCACAAGUACAGUUACUUUGGAAAACAGACUUUUUCAGUUAUGUUGUGCCAAAAUCCACAAACCUGAGACACUACCGUGUCACUGUUUCUGCACAAAUAUGAAGGAUAUGUUUUGUACGACAACAUGGAUGAAAGGAAGACUAUAAUGAACAAUAUAAUUUAACAAUAUGAAAUACUUUCUGCUGACAUGACAUCUGUUGUCCUACUGGGACAAAACAGAUAAACUGCACUAAGUGGAAAUAAAAAGUGACAGAUAUACACAUUAUAUAAUGCAUUCCAGUUUUGCAGGUAAUGUUAAGGUGCUUGCAUGCUAUGCAUCUUAAUUUUAGUUACACUAGCCAA